AAUCUCUCCUGCCGAUGAAUCUUCAGUAUCUCAUCCAAUUUCUCCCCAAUUUUCUGUCGUUUUUUUUCUUCUUCUUAUUCGCCGUCUUCACUUUGGCCGCGCAAAAAAUGGAGGCUUGUUGGCAAAAAUCUCUGUGAAGAGUCAUUGAACAGUGAGAAAAAUGACUUUAUGGGCUCACCACUAUCAUGAAUCACCCUAAUUUCGAUGCCAAAUCGAAACCAAUCGCGGAUUCACGUUCCUCAUCCUCGUCAACGUCAUCGGGAUUCUCCCUAUUCCGGUGGUUUCGUCGAAAUGAGCGUGUAAGGCCAAAAGUAAACCCCCUUUCAGAACCCCAGGAGAACAAUCGGCAGAAGUUUGAUAGCUCAGAAACACUGAGCCCACCUGAAAGCCCAAAUCUCAGUCGAGGAUACAGAUCACAAAGUUCAAGUUGCGAUAGUAUUUUGAGCACAGAAACCACAGGUUUUGCAUUUGUGCCCGCAACAACGUCCUACCAUAAUGGUACAUUAAGUGAAAAUCAGCUGCCAAAGGGCUCUGGAAGUGAUUUGGAUACUUUCCGAAGGCGAAUAUUGGAGCAAAAACGCAACAGACAGGUUGAAUUGAAUUUAACAAAAAAGUACGGACUCUAUGCAACUGAUACACUCAAAUCUGUAAGAGAGGAUGCUGAGAGAUUGGAAUAUUCUGAUUUGAGCCUUCCUACGCCAGAUGUACCUUUGCGUUCACACCGUAGGACACACAGCGAAUCCGUACUGAAGGGAAAAGCGCCCCGAGUACACGUUAAAGGGAAGAGAAAAGCUCCACAGCCACCCAACGUAGGAGAAAAAAAUCAGAAUCAUCUUCAGAUUCACGAAACUGUAUCACCAGCAUCGACACUAGGGCGGAAAAAACGACGAGCACCUCAACCACCGGAAGUGGUGGAAAAUGCCCCAAAGUCCAUCCUUGAUGGUGGUCUUUUGGACGAUAAAGAAAUUCAGGCAAUUAUUGGAGGAGGACCUGCAAGAGACUGUGGAUCAACAAUGGAUCGUAUCCGAGUACCAGUAGUUGAGGAAAUAAAAGAAGAUGUUCUCGCAAAUGACACUUUAAAGCUAGAAAAGGGAGUUCUUAAGCCCAUUAAACCAACAGAAGUGAAGGAAGAAGCUAAAAUAGCAACCCCCUCUUCACCAAUUUCACCCCGUCCAUGGUACAAAAGACCCCUCAGUGGGAACCGUGACACAUCUAUACCAUUCAAAAAGGAAGUUAUCUUGCGAACUGUUGACAAGAGGCGCCGGGAACCAAAAGAGAAGGAGAACGAUGCUUUACCCGAAGUUAACUACUCAAGAAAUUCAUCCCUCUUCGAUAGCAGCAAAUUCGGCCUAUUCUCCCGUCAUCAUACACGCGAGGAGACAAAACGACGAUCAGGAAUUGGAAUUCCCAACAUAAGUGAGCUCGAUCGUGAGGCAGCAGAAAUUGUGAAGCAAGAGAAAGAAUCUCGCGGUCUGAGUCCACCACAAGCACUUAUUCUCAGGCCCCAGAUGUUUGCAUCACCCCAAUCAUCGCUGGAUGAUGACGAUGAAGAUGGACCGAGGAAGUCAACCAAGGAGUUAAUCUCCAAAUUCGAGGCCUCCUCGAAUGGUGCUCGGAUCACACUCAACACGUCAUUCAUUGGGCGCACAGAUAACUUUGUCGACAGCCGCACGAGAGUGAGUGCAAAUGAAGAGACUAUAAAUAAAGUGGAUGGACUGAACUCUCCAAUGGCACAGAAACGGCGUAUUUUUAGUGACACUCAGAGUCCACCGAAUUCACCAGCAAAAGUUGUGAAUCAGGAAAAUCCCAAAGAAUCAUCGCAGCAAGGGAAGGAUGAUAAGGAAGGUCUCAAGCCCAUAGGGAUCUGGACGUGUCCCUAUUGUACACUUGAAAAUCCCAAUUGGAGAAUUCUCUGUGAGGCAUGUGAAAGGAUUAAGCCGUAUGAUAAGCGACUUGUAAACCUAAUGGAACCAGAAACAAAACCAAAUCACCAAGCUAGACAGCAAUUUAUCAAGAAGCCCUCCUCACCAAAGGAUAAUUGGGAAAGAAAGGCUGAAAUUGUCAAAAGAUAUUUCAAUCCUAGUCAAGGUGGGAAUGCAUUGGCUAAAUCCGCAUCGGAAACAUCCAUUGGGAUGCCAGUAAAGCGGAAUUCUCCAAGUAGAUUAAUUGGAUCGCCAAAAUUCACAUUUCGUGGUUUAAUUCAACGAUCCUCCCCUGAGAAAGUUGAAAUUGAAAAGGGCAUCGACGAAGAGGACAGUGAUGUGGAGAACUUUGAAGUUUUGACCAAGGGACGAGAUGGUACACCGGAUAUUGAAGAAUUACGGCAAGUUCGAUUGAAUCGAUUUAAAAUUGAGAAAGCAGUCAAUCCCCUAACAGACAGAGACUCCCUAGAGAAGGAGAAAAAGCGACUUCGAGAAAUGAUAAGAGCCAUGAAUGCUAAAGCAUUAGCAGAGAAAUAUCCAGUAAUUCAGAAAGCUGCUUCUCUCGACGAAGCUUCUUCCCCAUCCAAAGGGGCCAUUAAGAAAACCUACCCAAAGACUGAUCACAGCCCCGAUGAAAUUAAAAAAGAAACCGAAAAAUCAACUAAAGUUUCAACUUCAGCUCAAACUGGUGCCAUUGUUAAGAAAACAUCCAGUCCGGAGAAGGAAGAGCAAUCAAAUGGGAAGGAAAAGAGUAUCCCAGAACCAAUUUAUGCUAAUUUAAAUUGUCAAGUGAAUCAUGUAAAAUUCUCAGAGGUGGAAAAGGCCAAAGUGGAAGAACUCACGGAACAGCUAAAGUCUGUUAAAGGGCGCGAAGAAUUUAAGGCAACACUUAAAUUUUCUGAACUAACCGGAAAUACAAACACACUGGCUAUUAACAAAAUUAUGAAAUCCCUUGAGAUGGCCAUAGUUGAAGGUCAGCACGAAUUGGCAGCCACACUUGCUAAAGAUUUGGCAAAGAUGAAGGUUUCCCUGUCUGUGACGAGACAGAAGACGAGACCACUCUCCAUCACGGAUAUCGACAUGAAACCAUUCAUGAUUGAUCUAUACGUGGAGGAUAAGGUUGCUCACAAGGGACCUCUACAAAUAUCCGUAACUAGUCAAAUGACCCUCAAGGAUCUCAAAGAGAAAGUUUCAAAGGACUUUAGUAUCCCCAUUGAUGUUCAACGAUGGAUCCUUAACGAUCAACUAGCAACAGACGAGAACAAGCAACUUAUCGACUUUAGCAUCAGAGAUAGUUCUGCAACAGUCUACCUCUACUUAGUGACUCCACCAGCGAGGAAACCCAGCCACAAAGAUCCAAUGAAGUACUUCCUUGCGGAAGAAGAUCAAUUUAGUAUUUGUGGUUCGGACGAAGAGAUUCAGAAUGAGAAAGUAAUUGCUGAAGAUGCUGUAGAGGACGUAGGAGCUAUAGCUUUGGUUGUUGAUAAAGAAAAAACGGAUACUCUUGAAAAAGGAUGGCCAUGCCCUCUGUGUACGCUAAUUAAUUCACCCACUCGGCUAGGAUGUGGGGUUUGUUCGGAAGCUCGUCCCCUGGACUACAUCCUUCCACAGGGAUAUCAAAAAGUCGAGAAACCACAAGAAGAGGAGGUUAAAGAGAAGGUCGAGAACGUUGUGUUGCGCCCACUUGAACGAAAGAACGAUCUCAAUCGUGUGAAUCCCAACAGGAAGUCUGCAGAACUAUUUAACAUCGUCCAAGAGGAGAUUCGCUUCAAGACGCCCGGUUUGCAAAUUCCUAGUCCCAAUAUAACGAAGAACAAGUACCGCGGUGUCUACAACUACAACCCCAAGACGAAGUAUACUCAAAUUUCUAGUCAAUGUAGUCAAGUAACACCCAAAGAGCCCAAGAAACUCGCCCCACAGCCACCAAGUCUCCAUAAGGAACUCCUCAGUCUUGAUAAUGCAGAAUUGGUGGCUAACAUUGAACCAUUCGAGUGUCCCAUUUGCUUUAUGAAAUUUCAACCAGGAGAAGGGGCUAUCCUACGCGACUGUCUUCACACUUUUUGCCGGGAAUGCCUAGGACACACCGUGGAGUACUGCGAGGAUGCCGAAGUCAAGUGCCCCUUCAUGGAUGCCGUCUACAGUUGCGAUUCUGUCCUGCAGGAUCGCGAAAUAAAGGCCGUUGUGACGCGGGAAGUGUACGAAAAGUAUCUAGCCAAGUCCGUUCGCCAGGCAGAAAAUAAAAUUGAGAAUGCCUUUCAUUGCAAAACACCCAAUUGCAGAGGAUGGUGCAUCUACGAAGACAAUGUGAAUCUCUUCAAGUGUCCUGUGUGCAAAAUAACCAAUUGCCUCACGUGCCAGGUAAUUCACGAUGGUCUCAACUGCAAACAAUACCAGGAUCGGAUGAAUAGCGACUGCGACAGUAAUGCUGAAGCACGGAGCACAAAGAUGAUGCUGGAAACGAUGGUGGACAAGGGUGAGGCCAUGAAAUGUCCCACAUGCCAAGUGAUCUUGAUGAAGAAGUGGGGCUGCGAUUGGCUAAAGUGUUCCAUGUGCAAAACGGAAAUAUGCUGGGUCACUCGUGGACCACGCUGGGGUCCUGCAGGAAAAGGCGACACCUCAGCCGGCUGCAAAUGUGGCGUUGACAGCAAGAAGUGCCAUCCACAAUGCAACUACUGCCACUGAAACAAAACGUGAGAUUAUAUUUUAUUAGGACAUGGAGUGUGAAAGAUUGUGAUUUAUGAUUGAAAAUUAUUUUUUAAAUAAAUUUAUUUCAAAUAAUAA
Molecule: messenger RNA, 4703 nt
Organism: Lutzomyia longipalpis
Lineage: Eukaryota; Metazoa; Arthropoda; Insecta; Diptera; Psychodidae
Exons: 8
Coding region: 186-4604 (1472 amino acids)
Biological process (GO): protein linear polyubiquitination; proteasome-mediated ubiquitin-dependent protein catabolic process
Cellular component (GO): LUBAC complex
Molecular function (GO): ubiquitin-protein transferase activity; ubiquitin binding
Source: RefSeq, a predicted model, not a curated record